UAAUAAAUAAAAAAAACAAUGGCAUCUAAUAAUUCAGAGGCAUCAUCAGCUGCUAGCUUCAACAAAUUUCAUCAAAUAAGUGUUCAAGAACUCGUUAAAAACCCCAUACUCUCAGUCCCGUCACGCUAUGUGGUUCGAUCUAGUGAUGAUCACAAAACCUUGAGCUGCAAAUCUUUAUCAAAAACCACUAUAAUUCCUACUUUUGACUUCAAUCUCUUGCUUUCUAAAGAAACUUCUGAGUUUGAGAUUCAAAGGUUGCACUCUGUAUGCCAAGAAUGGGGCAUCUUCCAGGUGGUGAACCAUGGAAUUAGGUCAACGCUAAAUAAAGUGAACGAUGAGAUUGAAGAAUUCUAUAAACUGCCCUUAGAGGAGAAAAUGAAAUACAAAAUUAGGGCGGGUGAUUUUGAAGGGUAUGGUGCUACUGAAAGAACACAAGGAAAACUUGACUGGGGAGAUCGGUUUUACAUGAUAACAAACCCUAUUUCUAGACGAAAGCCUCACCUCUUACCGGACCUCCCUUCAUCUCUAAAGAAUAGCUUGGAAAAUUAUAUAUCAGAAAUGCAGAAACUUGCGAAGAAACUUCUCGAGUUUCUCGCGCGAGCUCUAAAGAUAGAGGAAGUGGAGAUGGUCGAGAUGUUUGAGGACGGAAUGCAAUCGGUGAGAAUGACAUAUUAUCCGCCAUGUCCGCAGCCCGAGCUGGUGGUCGGGAUAACUCCUCAUUCUGAUGCAACUGGAAUCACUAUCCUGAACCAGGUCAAUGGUGUGGAUGGGUUUCAGAUUAAAAAAGAUGGUGUCUGGAUGCCUGUUAGCUUCUUGCCGGAUGCACUUGUUGUUAAUUUGGGUGACAUUCUUCAGAUUUUGAGCAAUGGAGCCUAUCAAAGCAUCGAGCACGGGGCAGCAGUAAAUUCAGAGAAAGAGAGAAUAUCUAUUGCAUUUUUCUGCAACCCUAAAUUUGACGCAGAAAUUGGACCUUCAAAGAGUCUAAUAAACCCACAGAACCCACCAAUAUAUAAAAGAAUAGGGAUGGAAGAUUAUGUCAAAGGUUUCUUCUCUCAGAAACUCAAUAGCAAAUCCUAUCUCCACCAAAUGACACUUGACAAAUAAUCACCUAACCGAAUCGCGAUCGUUAACCGUAAAAUGAUUUUUUAUAUCCAUAAUAUUAACCUUUUUAUUAAAUAUAUUUUUAAAAUAAAAUCGAACUAUCUAGUCCGUCACUUUAAAAAUUGAGAUAAAAUAUAUUCAGAACGCAUUUAGUCCGUCACGGAUUAUUCUUUUGGAUUUACUUGAUUGUUCCGGUUAGAAAAGAUAAACUCUAGAAUUUUAAUUUAUAUAUAAUUGUUUUGAUUUGUAAAAUUAUUGGACCAGAUAGUUCAAAUCAUUUUAAAAAUAUAUUUUUUCAUAAAAUUGUUAAAACAUUGGAUAGAAAAAAUCAUUUUGCUUAGAUAUAUAGUUACUGAAGUAUAUAGGAGAUAUUUUCAUUUAGAUCAUAUUCAUAAAAGAUGUAUGAAAUAUAUCCGUAAAUUUCAUACAUUUAAAUGGGAAUGAUUGAAUUCAUAUAUAUAUCAUAUUUGGUAGAUUUUUAGUUUAGAUUAGAAUUUACAUACACUCACACAUGUAUAUUGCCUCACACCCGUUAUUGUAAUUUAAUUAAUGUUAAUUAAGCAUAUCUAUACCUUCUUA
This is a messenger RNA of Mercurialis annua (annual mercury), 1680 nucleotides long. RefSeq names its product oxoglutarate-dependent flavonoid 7-O-demethylase 1-like. The coding region runs from base 19 to 1104 and encodes 361 amino acids. The transcript is spliced from 4 exons. The record is from RefSeq and is a predicted model, not a curated record. Lineage: Eukaryota; Viridiplantae; Streptophyta; Magnoliopsida; Malpighiales; Euphorbiaceae.